AUGAAGUUAGAAGUGAAAAUUUUAAUCGCUUUUGGUAUAAUUUUAUUUCUCUGCAGUAAUACUGCACUUGGAUGGCGUUCGUUUAAUGUACUUUUCACUUCAUUUCCGUUUAAAUUCAAUUCAGAUAUGAUUGAUGUGAAAAUUAAAAUUCACAAUAAAACUGACGAAACUACUUUGGAUGUUGUUUUUAAUGUUCUAGAAGAUAUUAAUGACAUACAUCUGAAGUACGCGAUUGCACUUGAAGCAAGCGAAGGAAAUUACACGGCACUCUUAAACCGAUCGGUCAAUAUGUGCAAUUUCUUAAAGCAACGUUCAAUGGAACCCGUGUUACGUGUAAUCUACGAAAAUAUACUGAAAAGUGGUAAUUUCAUCAAAACCUGUCCAAUUAAAAGAGGGAUUUAUUCACUACAUGAAUACCAUGCUGAUGAGGAAAUAUUACCCAGUUAUGUACCCGAGACUAAUUUCAUUGUUGACAUCAAAAUGGAUUUGCCGAAUGGCAAAAUGGUCUUCCAAGGUCGUUUGAAUGGCAAAAUAGAUAAAUCCAAGGGCUUCAAUAACCUUAAAAUGUUUAGUUUAGGUUGAUUUUCAAAUCAUUACAU
Messenger RNA from Teleopsis dalmanni, 599 nucleotides. RefSeq lists its product as uncharacterized. The transcript is spliced from 2 exons. The record is from RefSeq and is a predicted model, not a curated record. NCBI's taxonomy places the organism in Eukaryota, Metazoa, Arthropoda, Insecta, Diptera, Diopsidae. The coding region runs from base 1 to 582 and encodes 193 amino acids.